Molecule: messenger RNA, 828 nt
Organism: Penicillium oxalicum
Lineage: Eukaryota; Fungi; Ascomycota; Eurotiomycetes; Eurotiales; Aspergillaceae
Product: glycoside hydrolase family 128 protein
Exons: 1
Coding region: 1-828 (275 amino acids)
Biological process (GO): fungal-type cell wall polysaccharide metabolic process
Cellular component (GO): fungal-type cell wall
Source: RefSeq, a predicted model, not a curated record
AUGGUCUCGUUCACUCGUCUGUUCACUACCGGCCUGGUCGCCGCCUCCGCUGUGGCCGUCCCCAUCGCCCAGCCGGUCACCGUGGAGGUCCAGCAGCGGAGCACCGCCAGCUCCUCCAAGCGUGGUGCCGCCUACAACGAUGUCAGCACUGUCCAGCCCCUGACCUCCUCCGGUGGAGUGUCGUGGGCCUACAACUGGGCCAUGUCCUCGUGGGGCCAAGCUCUGCCCUCCAACGUCGAGUUCGUCCCCAUGCUCUGGGGUGCCAAGGACUUUGGUGGCUGGUUCGCGGCCAUCGAGACGGCUCUCUCGUCCGGCUGCGGCUACAUCCUGGGCUUCAACGAGCCCGAUAUUGGCUCCCAGGCCAACAUGAGCCCUUCCCAGGCCGCGGGUUACUACCAGAACUACAUCACUCCCUUCAGCGGCAAGGCCAAGCUCAUCUCCCCCGCCGUGUCUUCGUCCACCAACGCCGGCAUGGGUCUCUCCUGGCUCGGUGAGUUCUUGAACGACUGCUCUUCCUGCGGGCUCAGCGGUCUGGCCGUGCACUGGUACGGUGAGACGGCCGAGCAGUUCAAGUCGCACAUCACCCAGGCGCUGUCUCUGGCCGCGGACCACGGUAUCCCCGAGGUCUGGGUGACCGAGUUCGCCCUCAGCGCUGAUGUCGGUGGUGUCACCGACGCGUCCAACACCGCCGCCUUCCUCUCCGAGGUUCUGCCGUGGCUCGACGCCCAGCAGGGUGUCUCUCGUUACUCGUACUUUAUGUGCGCUGAGAAUUACCUGGUCAGCGGUAACGCCUUGAACCAGGCCGGUCAGGCUUACGUCUCUGCCUAA